AUCGAUAUCGUAUCGUACACAUCUCCCUAUACAUACUCUCUCCACACAUCGCUUUCUUGAGUUGGAUUCUUACACUAGUCGCUUAGUUGACAAUACGGACAGCAACGAUGGACACGGACGCGAAUAUGGAAGAUGUGACCGAUAGGAGGAGAGAAGAUGAGAGGGAGAGGAGUCCUCGAGAAUCGAGUCGACGAGAAGAUAGGGAGCCAGAGCGAAGGCGAAGCAGGAGUAGGGAACGCGACUCGCAUCGACGUCGGAGUCCUAGUCGUUCUCGCUCCCCACCGCGUCGAUCAUAUCGCCAACGUUCUCGAUCCUAUUCCCGUGAUCGCCGACAAAGGACCCAUCGAUCUCGCUCCAGGAGUCCCCGAUACAAACGUCGCGACGAACGAGAGUACCACCGCAGGCCUUCUCCUCCCAGAAGUCAAGGAGGUCCGAUGAACGCCUCAGCCGAAGAAGCCGAGGCUCACGCCAAACAGAGCGUCAAGGAGAACAGGGUCUAUUGCGGCAACCUGACCUAUGCGACUACCUACAAGGACUUGACGGACUACAUGAAAGAGGCUGGAGAGGUGGCAUUUGCGGAAAUUUUUGUGACGCCGUCUGGCCAAUCGAAAGGAUGCGGUAUCGUCGAGUAUGUCGACCACGAGUCGGCUGAACGAGCCAUAAAGGGACUGGGCGAACGGAUGCUCUUUGGAAGACCCGUCUUCAUUCGAGAGGACCGAGAAGCCGAGGCUCGAUUCGGCUCCACGCCCGUCCCUGGUAAGAUCGGGGCGGCUUUCGGCGAGGCUCGUCCCGUAGGUAGGGCUAUGGCUGGAGGAUUCGGCGGUGCGGCUGCAGGACCGCCUGCCGAUUACAGGCAGUUGUUUGUCGGAAACCUGCCGCACACUGCUACUUGGCAAGACAUGAAGGACCUCUUCCGAGAGGCUGGUGCUAUCAUUCGUGCCGAUGUUGCCAUGUUCCCUGAUGGCAGACCCAAAGGGACAGGAAUUGUGGUCUUUGAGACACACGAGGAUGCUAAGAAUGCAGUUCAGACUUUCAACGGCUACAGCUGGCAGGAUUCGAUCCUCCAAGUGCGACCUGACCGAUUCGCUGGCUCUGGCUCCUUCCGAGGUGGUCGCGGUGGUUUCGCUCCUCGAGGUGGCUUCAUGGGCCGAGGUGGUUUCGCAGGUCGGGGAGGGUUCGCCGGAGGUUUCGCCGGAGCGGCGCCACCAGGUGUCAAUGGCAGGUACUUUACCAACGACCUCUAUGCCGACUACAAUGGUCCCGAAGGCGGGGCCAGGAUCCCUACCGGUCCAGCAAGUAGUCAAGCUCCUCUUGGAGCCGUGGAGCCUUCCAAGCAGAUCAUGAUCCGCAACUUGCCGUGGUCAACAUCCAACGAAGACUUGGUCGAACUCUUCGAGACUACCGGCCAGGUCGUCCUAGCCGAAAUCCUUUAUGAAGGUACCCGCUCGAAAGGAUCCGGAGUCGUUCAGUUCAAAGAGGUCGAAGAGGCUGAACAAGCCUGCCAAAAGUUCACCGGUUACGUUUACGGAGGCCGUCCCUUGGAUGUUCAAUUCAACGAUAGGUGGCAUCGUUUCACCGAUACUGCUGCACAGGGUUCCAGCGGUGUUCCUGCUUGAGCGAUAGGAUUGCAAUCUCUGUCCUAUGUGACCGUCUCGUCCUAUAUGUAGGUAGAUAAAGUGAUACAUGUCUACAUGCGACGAACGCCCUCGAAUACAACUUGAUACCUUUCGGA
Messenger RNA from Filobasidium floriforme, 1732 nucleotides. RefSeq lists its product as uncharacterized. The coding region runs from base 108 to 1616 and encodes 502 amino acids. Lineage: Eukaryota; Fungi; Basidiomycota; Tremellomycetes; Filobasidiales; Filobasidiaceae. Gene Ontology annotation, cellular component: cytoplasm; nucleus. The record is from RefSeq and is a predicted model, not a curated record. The transcript is spliced from 11 exons. Gene Ontology annotation, molecular function: mRNA binding.